AGCCGAAUAAAUUUGUUUUUGGGAAAUGGUCAAUUCUCAGGUUGAGAAAGACACCGUUUCUGACGUUCUCGACCGCCACGCCGACAGCGGAGGUCACACUCAUUUCAAAAUGUGGUCCAUUUCAUUCCGACGCAUGAUUCUCGACGCCGUACGUUGCGGCGGCAGUGCGCGAUACAAGCAUUCAGAUGCCGGCCCCGAUUCCAGGACGGAGUGGAAGCUCAACAGCCGCCAUCAGAGUCAAAGAUCCGAAUACGGAUCAAAAGUUUCUGGAUCCGACAAGCUCUCAGACCUACUCCGGCUGUCGGAGAACUCAGAUGAAGAUGAGGCGGAGUGGGUGCGUAGAAAGGAAGACGCCCUGGAACGGCUUAAAUUUGUGACGAAACUGUUGCAGAGCAGCCAAACUGACGGCGUAUUGCAGGGAGCCAAGGAAGUGAGGAUUCUGACAAGGGAUGAUCCGGAGGCCCGGACAACACUCGCUAUGUUAGGCGCCAUUCCGCCGUUGAUAGCGCUUCUCGACUCGGACGACUCGUCUUCACUCAUUGCCGCCCUCUAUGCUUUGCUCAAUUUGGCGAUUGGCAAUGACUCAAACAAAGCUGCGAUCGUGAAAGCUGGAGCUGUUCAUAAGAUGCUAAAUUGUAUUGAAUCUUCAAAUUGUUUUGCAGAGCCAGCAGUUAUUGAAGCGAUUGUUGCCAAUUUUCUUGGUCUGAGUGCGUUAGAUGCAAACAAGCCAAUCAUUGGUUCCUCGGGUGCAAUUCCCCUCUUAUUGAAAGUUCUAAAAGAUUUGGAUAAAACAAACAGUCCUCAAGCUAUUCAGGACUCGCUUCGAGCCCUAUACAAUCUUUCAAUCUCAUCAAUCAACAUCUUCCAAAUCAUAGAGACUGAUCUAGUGCCAUUUAUCAUUUCCAUGUUGGGAGAUAUGGAAGUAAGUGAUAGGAUACUCUCAAUUCUUAGCAAUAUAGUUCCAAUAGCAGAAGGUCGGAAGGCAAUUAGUGUAGUUCCUGAUGUGUUUCCCAUAUUGGUUGAUGUCUUGAACUGGACUGAUUCCCCAGGUUGCCAAGAGAAGGCAUCAUACAUUUUGAUGGUAAUGGCACAUAAGUCAUAUGCAGAUCGACAGGCCAUGCUUGAGACAGGAAUUGUUUCCUCCUUGCUUGAAUUAACACUUCUAGGCAGUACAUUGGCACAAAAAAGGGCUUCGAGACUAUUGGAGUGCUUGAGGGUCGACAAAGGAAAGAACGUGUCACAAAACUUGGGUGAUGUGAAUGCAACGUUAUCUGCGCCACAACCAUCCACAUAUUUAAGUCAUCAACUAAAGAAUGCGUUGGGAGACGAAAACAGUAUGAUCAGUGAAGAGAAAAAAGCCGUCAAUCAAUUAGUUCAACAGAGCUUGCAGAAUAACAUGAAGAAAAUAGUGAAGAGGGCUAAUCUGCCUCCAGAUUUUGUUCCCUCGGAUAAUUUGAAGUCGCUCACAUCGAGUUCAACGUCGAAGAGCUUGCCAUUUUGAAAGAACAUGAGACCCUUGUGGAGGAGGGAGUUGUUCCCUGCUAUAGUGGAAAGAGUUAUCUUUUGUAUUGGCUGCUCUCAAAGGUUUGUGCAAACUAUGCCUGACUAAAGAUAUGGUAAACUUCUAAGUAGUUAGUUGAAUUUCUCCUAGUUUUAUUGUGUGCUUGAUUUUGGCCGCAUAUAGCAUGAUGGAAAGUUUGGAAACUAGUGCCUUUUCUCUUGAACCUAGGGAGAAAUGAAAAAUGCUAAAUGUA
Cuscuta campestris is the source of this 1754-nucleotide messenger RNA. The record is from the annotation of a GenBank genome assembly. Lineage: Eukaryota; Viridiplantae; Streptophyta; Magnoliopsida; Solanales; Convolvulaceae.